Chlorella variabilis is the source of this 1743-nucleotide messenger RNA. RefSeq lists its product as hypothetical. Lineage: Eukaryota; Viridiplantae; Chlorophyta; Trebouxiophyceae; Chlorellales; Chlorellaceae. The record is from RefSeq and is a predicted model, not a curated record. Bases 52 to 1743 code for a protein of 563 amino acids. The transcript has 15 exons. Gene Ontology annotation, cellular component: membrane. Gene Ontology annotation, molecular function: monosaccharide transmembrane transporter activity. Gene Ontology annotation, biological process: monosaccharide transmembrane transport.
ACCAGCAGCUUUUACCAUCCUCAUGGACAGCAGCCGCCAGCACCACAGAGUAUGAACGGCGCCAGCUUCGAACAGGAGCACAGCGGCGAUGCCUCACAGGCCGCCGCUGUGCCCCUGGUACGGGCCGAGGCCCCGCGGCCGGGCGGGCGGGCGGCGCACUACACAGGGCACAUGACGGUGUAUGUGCUGGUGGUGGCCCUGGUGUCUGCCACGGGAGGCAUGCUGUUUGGCUUUGACAUCGGCAUUGUGGGCGGUGUUGAGGCCAUGGCAUCCUUUCAAAAACAGUUCUUUCCGGACAUCUAUGCACGCACAGUCAGUGGCAUGGGCGACACCAACGCAUACUGCAAGUUCCACGAUAUGCGCCUGCAACUGUUCAGCGCCAUCAUGUUCCUCAGUGGUGCCGUGGUCGCGGUGCCGGCUGGGUACGCUGCGAGGGUGUUUGGGCGCAAGAUAUCCAUGCUGGUCUCGGGCUGCUUGUUCCUGCUGGGGGCGGGGCUGCAGGCGGGAGCACACUCGCUGACUCAGCUCAUCGUUGGGCGCUGCGUCCUGGGCCUGGGCGUCGGCACCGCCGCCUGCGUGGUGCCUGUCUACAUCGCCGAGGUGGCGCCCUAUGCCAGCCGCGGCGGCCUGGCCUACCUGUUCCAGGUGGCCACCACCGUGGGCAUACUCGCUGCGCAGCUGGUCAACUGGGGCUGCCAGUGGAUCCCCGACUGGGGCUGGCGCCUGAGCCUGGGCCUGGCAGCCAUGCCCGCCUCCAUCCUCUGCCUGGGCGGCCUGGUGCUUCCAGAGUCACCCUCCUAUCUCAUCGAGCAGGGCAGGUGGGCCCAGGGGCGGGCGGUCCUGCAGAAGCUGCGCGGCACCGACGAGGUGGAUGCAGAGUAUGCCGACAUCUGCGAUGCGGCGCAGCAGGCAGCCAAGGUGUCUAACGUGCAGUCCUGGAAGAACCUGGUGGCCAGGCACAACCUGCCGAUGUUCAUAAUGUCCACCUCCCUGGCCGCCUUUCAGCAGCUCACAGGCAUCAACGCGGUGAUCUUCUACGCGCCCAUCAUGUUUGAUUCGCUGGGCGACUCCUCCUCCGCCCUGCUCAACGCUGUGGUGAUUGGCGCCACCAACGUCCUGUGCACCUUUGUGGGCCUGGUGCUGGUGGACAGGUGGGGGCGGCGCCCCCUGCUCAUCCAGGGCGGCCUGCAGAUGGCGGUCAGCCAGAUAGCCACCGCCAUCGUGCUGGCCCUGUCCUUUAAGUCGGACGGAACCAUCGCCAGCGGGGCGGCCAUCGCCGCCCUCGUCCUGAUCUGCGUCUUUGUGGCCGGCUUCGCCUGGUCCUGGGGCCCCAUUGUGUGGGUGCUGGGCGCCGAGAUCCAGACCAUGGACACCCGCACCAGCGGAAUGAGUGCAACAGUCGCGGUGAAUUAUUUGUGUAGUUUCAUCAUAGGCCAGAGCUUCCUGUCCAUGCUGUGCGCAAUGGAGUGGGGAACAUUCCUGUUCUUCGCGGCCUGGAACCUGCUGAUGACGGUCUUUGUUUUCUUCCUCCUGCCAGGUCAGCGGUGGGGCAUCCCCAUAGAAGACACGGCCUACUCGUGCCUGUUUGCGCGGCACCCGAUCUGGAAGCGCGUGAUGGGGCGCGCAGGGCGCGCGGUGCUGGAGCGUGAGGGUUUCCGCGCUGCGGCGUGGCGCGAGGCGCGGGGCGUGGAGGGCGGCGACCUGCGCCAGCUGGCCAAGUACUACCAAACCAUGGGCCUCUGA